AUGUCACAAUCGUUGACAACGUCGGCAAUACCGACGCCGUUCCAGCCCCAUCGGGACCACCAUACGCAUCAUGAAAAGGCAAAAGUACCUGAAUCACAGCCUCCUGCAGAUCCCGAACCGGGUACGUACUCGCCCUUAUUAAGUUGCAUGUUAGCAGGUGGUUUUGGAGGUGCCAUCGGCGAUUCGGCGAUGCACUCGUUAGACACAGUCAAGACCAGGCAACAAGGAUUGCUGUGGAACCCAAGGUACAAAAACAUGGUACCGGCUUAUGUCACAAUUUUCCGUCAAGAGGGGUUUUUUAGAGGCCUCUAUGGCGGUUACACUCCGGCAAUAUUAGGAUCUUUUCCGUCCACAGCUACAUUUUUUGGAACCUACGAAUUCUCAAAGCGUUUCAUGAUCAACAACUUACAUAUGAAUGAUACCGUGUCGUAUUUCAUCGCCGGUAUAUUGGGUGACUUGGCCCUGAGUGUAUUCUACGUUCCGUCGGAAGUGCUAAAAACAAGAUUGCAGUUGCAAGGCCGCUUUAACAACCCUUACACAAAAGGUUGCGGCUACAAUUACAGAAACCUCCGAGAUGCCGUCAGGCUGAUCUCUAAAACAGAAGGUACCUCAGCAUUGGCAUAUGGAUACAAAGAGACUCUUUUACGAGACUUGCCUUUUAGUGCUUUACAAUUUGCAUUCUACGAGCGAUUCCGCAAGUGGGCAAUCAUUUACAACGACUCCAAUAACGAUUUGUCUUUUACCCUCGAGCUUGGAACAGGCGCCGCCGCUGGUGGUUUAGCUGGUGUGCUUACAACACCGUUAGACGUCAUUAAAACCAGGAUUCAAACGGCCACAACGUCGACAGCAGGUGCACAUGCCCCACAUGUUACAUCUACUGGAGGCGCAAUCAGUCAACUAUUGCACAAGUUUUCGACGGUCAAGGCAUUGCAUUCGAUAUACAAAAACGAGGGCAUUUACGGCAUGUUCUCUGGAGUGGGGCCCCGUUUCAUCUGGACGGGGCUCAAGAUCUCUGAUGGUGAUACCUUGAAGAAACGCGUUCAGAUCACAUUUGAUUCUGCUGGCCAUUUCAACCAUUUUGUUCAAAAGAUCAAGUUGUGGCUCGGCCUCAAUGUUGUCGUUCAACGCUCUUUGGAAGACCAGCUUCUGAUGUCACAGGAUUUUACUGGACUGCAGAGCCAGAGGAGGCCAGAGCAGCCUAGAGUUGAAAUUGGUGAUACUGGAAAUGACGUUCAUUCCCAGAGAGAGUCCUUCUCCCAGGCACGUCCAAAUUCCAAAGAUCUCGAACCUCAAGGAUCCCAGCCUGCUCGAGCAUCCCAGACUUUUCCGCCCUCUCAGGUCGCUCCCGAUAUUCCCCUGAUCAGGCCAUCCCAAUCUUUUUCUCAGAAUGUCGACCAACCCGGCCCGCUGCUGAACAAUGUCAAUUGGCAAGCCAACUCUCCUCAGCCACUGGCUAACAUGGUGAGCCCUUCUGUUGCGGCUAGUAACUUCACCCACUCCCUCAAUCUCCUUGUCAAUGCAGCUCAGGGUCUUCAGAACGAGGUGACGGGCAUGAUCUCGCCUAAUCCCAGCCAGUAUCACUUACCACCUACAGCUGAGCCAACUUUUGCUUUGCGAGGGAAUAAGGAUGGGCUUACCCAACACUCCCAAAUUUUUGAACCUGCUGUGCCGCCUGGAAUGAACAGGUCAAUUUCGAAUGUAUUGAGUCAGCCCUCACAGAGCUCUGCCCGCCCUGACGACUCAUUCUUGUCACAACUGACUCAAAGAUUUGAUAACAGCUGUUUCUCGAUACUAAACCCUGUUAAGUCAGAGCUGCAGUCUGCCGAUGUCAGUAUGUCUAAGCCAGGUAUCCCACUGGUAACAGAGAAGGAUUUGCGCAAUGCAAUUGAGGAUAUACCUUUCGAAAUCCCGGCUGAAGAGCAUGCCAGAAAGAAGACUCGAAGGGGGAAUAAGAUGGAUAACCUUCUCAGCAAGGCACUAGAGGAUGCAAUGAAGGAUGAAGAUGGAAUUGAGGAAUUAGACGACAUGUCUCUCAAACUCAAGAUCGCUCAAAAGUUGAAGACGUGUUGA
Molecule: messenger RNA, 2070 nt
Organism: Candidozyma duobushaemuli
Lineage: Eukaryota; Fungi; Ascomycota; Pichiomycetes; Serinales; Metschnikowiaceae
Exons: 3
Coding region: 1-2070 (689 amino acids)
Biological process (GO): magnesium ion export from mitochondrion
Molecular function (GO): magnesium ion transmembrane transporter activity
Source: RefSeq, a predicted model, not a curated record